UCUCCCAUUUCAAAUGGCUGUCGUAGCAGAAACAAACAAAUCACCGAAGACAUGACACGUCCACGAAAACGGAAAAUGGAGGCACUCAUCGGUGGAGAUAACUGCAAGGCACACGAAAGUUGCUCUAGUGCGAAACAAAGCAAAUCGACAUCACCGAGGUCCGUGCAUAGCGUGUGCGUGCAAUCUGGGGCAGCAUCGGGUGACUCCACUUCCGAUAUAUGCCACCAACACGUGACAAUACUGAAAAAUCUGGAUGAUGAUGACGAAAGGUCCGUAGUUCAUAUCCAGAGCUGCGAUUUAGGCGAUGUCUGGACACAACAGUAUCCGAUCCCUUUAAGCAGUUACCCAAAUCAUGACAUAGAAACAGGAAACAGCUACUACGACGCAAUCAUCCCGGAACUACAAACGAUCGGCUACAAACCGCUGCAGGUGAUAGCCAAAGGACGGUCCGGCACGGUGAUCAUAGCGCAGGACCUGAGCCCGGAGAAAGUCGGCACGGAGAGCGAGUACCGCCCAGUGGCGCUCAAACUGAAUUCCGGCAAGAAGCGGAAGUACCACCGGUUGAACCGGGCCGACGUCACGGACGAGAUGCUCAUUCACCAGACGCUAGUACACCCAAACAUAGUGCGCAUGCUCUGUCCCCUGUCAUACCAGGGUCGUGGCGGCCUCGUUCUCGAGUUCUGCGAGAGCGGCAACCUCGAGAUGCUGCUCAAGUCGCAGGAUGCCCGCUUCCUAACGGAGCCCAUCUGCCAGAAGUACUUCAUCCAGAUACUGAACGCCCUAGAGUACAUCCACCUGUCGGGCUACGCUCACAGGGACGUGUGUCCUUCCAACAUUCUCGUGUCCAACGAGAACACGCUAAAACUGGCAGACUUUGGCCACGCCGUCAAGUUCACUGCGGGCGACAAGCUCUGCGAAGACAGUUCCGGAACAUUGGGGUACCAGUCUCCGGAGAUCGUCUGCAAGACUCCUUACAACCCAAAGAUGGCCGACAUGUGGUCACUGGGGGCCGUCCUCUAUAUGAUGGCGGUCGGGAGACUUCCCUUCGGCAGAUUGAAGACGGAGGAGAUGGCCAAGAACAUCAAGCGGAUGAGUUGUCCGGAUGCCCACGUGAUGAUUCUGUCCAGUGAAAUCAAAGAACUGAUGGACGGGCUCCUGGCGUACAUUCCCGAGUCAAGGUACAGCCUGAACCGCUGUCGGAACUCUGACUGGACCACCAUGCGGCAGAAACGGGUCCAGAUCGGCAAUUUCUACCUCGUCCGGCAGCCCCAGAAGAUCUUCGAAGGAGAAAGGGAAAAAGAUAUCAAAAGAAAUUUUGAAAUAUAGCAAAGUAGAACUCUUUGGGGGGUUUUAUACUUGUUGUAAGUGGGUGAUUGUAAUUCACAAUUUGAAAUCAAAUGUAUUGAGAUUUUAAAUUUAUUUAUUGUCAAGUGUUCAAAAAAAUUAAUUGUAUAUAUAAAUAUUUUGUUAUUAAUUUUUUUUUUUAAAAGAAGAAAUUUGGAAUAUUUAUUAAAAUGACACUGACGUGGUUUGUAAAAGAGCGUCUUAUGUUAUUCAUCAUUAUUAUCUGACCGAUCGGUGAAGACAAAUGAGGUCAACUGUGGCCAAUUAUAGCCCCGUUUAUAUUUAGAUUGUGUUCCAUGAUUUUUGUCUCACAAACAUUUUUUGUUCCUCACUUUUGCAUUUUGCUUCCCAGUUUAAUUUUUUUAAUCUGUCAUUAUGUUUAGUAAAUAUUCCAUUUGUGGUUUUAUGUAAAAGUAAUUAAAUAAAAAGAAAAGUAAACAGUGAAGUUUAUUUAUGUCAAACAUGAUCGCGCCAGUUGUUAGCUAUACAGUAUAGGUGAAAUGAUUUAAUUUUUAAUUUGAUGCUAAGUACAUGCAUGCAUGCUUGUGUUAUCUUAAGGACAAAAUUGUUAGCUUGUUUGAAGCUGCUACAUCUCUGUAGCGUCCACGGAAGAUGGCAAAUUUGUAUAAAUGUAUUUCUCUCUCUCUCUCUCUCUCUCUCUCUCUCUCUCUCUCACAAUCUGUCCCAUCUCUGUCAAUAUCUCUUUCUCUCCAAAUCUCUCCUCUCUUUCAAUCUCUGUGUGUGUGUGUGUGUGUGUGUGUGUGUGUGUCUCUCUCUCUCAACUAUCCCGAUCUGUUGCAGACAAUUCAUAUCAAUUGCCAUUGUUCUGCGAUGUGUCACAGAUUCUAUGGUAACCAAGCUUGAUGUUUCACCUCGGCAUGUUCAGCCUUCUGAGCAGAAAUAAAAUUAAAUUUGGAUUAAAAGAUUCUAUUCUGA
Gigantopelta aegis is the source of this 2280-nucleotide messenger RNA. RefSeq names its product aurora kinase B-like. Gene Ontology annotation, molecular function: protein kinase activity; ATP binding. The transcript has 2 exons. The record is from RefSeq and is a predicted model, not a curated record. Lineage: Eukaryota; Metazoa; Mollusca; Gastropoda; Neomphalida; Peltospiridae. Bases 52 to 1326 code for a protein of 424 amino acids. Gene Ontology annotation, biological process: protein phosphorylation.